Messenger RNA from Salmo salar (Atlantic salmon), 2793 nucleotides. Its product is annotated as 26S proteasome regulatory subunit 6B. NCBI's taxonomy places the organism in Eukaryota, Metazoa, Chordata, Actinopteri, Salmoniformes, Salmonidae. The record is from RefSeq and is a predicted model, not a curated record. Gene Ontology annotation, molecular function: ATP binding; ATP hydrolysis activity.
ACAUUGUGUUUGUGGAGCAAUCUCUCAAUUAAUUUGCAUUUGUUGAUAAUGCUUGUCCACAGAAACUUCAUUACCCAUGAAUCCCACAAAUGGCGCUUGGGUCCUUACGUAGAACGUCAGUACGUCACAUGAUAGGGAAUUCAACAUGGAGGACAUUGGAGUAACUGUUGAAAAAAUUCAGGACGAAGUGCCUGCCAUGCUGAACUCACGACCACCGACGGGGCUUUCUUUCCUGGCCCCAGAACCAGAAGAUCUUGAAGACCUUUACAGCAGAUAUAAGAAGCUGCAGCAGGAGCUGGAGUUUCUGGAGGUGCAGGAGGAGUACAUCAAAGAUGAACAGAAGAACCUGAAGAAGGAGUUCCUCCACGCCCAGGAGGAGGUGAAGAGGAUCCAGAGUAUCCCUCUGGUCAUCGGCCAGUUCCUGGAGGCUGUGGACCAAAACACAGCCAUCGUGGGCUCCACCACAGGCUCAAACUACUAUGUGCGUAUCCUAAGCACCAUCGACAGAGAGCUGCUGAAGCCCAAUGCGUCGGUGGCCCUGCACAAGCACAGCAAUGCCCUGGUGGACGUGCUCCCCCCAGAGGCUGACAGCAGCAUCAUGAUGCUCACAUCAGACCAAAAGCCGGAUGUGAUGUAUGCUGACAUCGGAGGGAUGGAUAUCCAGAAGCAGGAAGUGAGGGAAGCAGUGGAGCUUCCACUCACACACUUUGAGCUUUACAAACAGAUUGGCAUUGACCCGCCCAGGGGGGUUCUGAUGUAUGGGCCACCUGGCUGUGGGAAGACCAUGCUGGCCAAGGCUGUGGCUCACCACACAACAGCGGCGUUCAUCCGCGUGGUAGGCUCGGAGUUUGUGCAGAAGUACCUGGGCGAGGGCCCCCGCAUGGUGCGUGACGUUUUCCGGCUGGCCAAGGAAAACGCACCCGCCAUCAUCUUCAUCGAUGAGAUCGAUGCCAUCGCUACCAAGCGUUUUGAUGCACAGACUGGAGCUGACAGGGAGGUGCAGAGGAUUCUGCUGGAGCUUCUCAACCAAAUGGACGGCUUUGACCAGACCGUCAACGUCAAGGUGAUCAUGGCCACCAACAGGGCCGACACCCUGGACCCCGCCCUCCUGCGCCCGGGCCGUCUGGACAGAAAGAUUGAGUUCCCCCUACCUGACCGCCGGCAGAAACGCCUGGUCUUCUCCACCAUCACCAGCAAGAUGAACCUCUCUGAGGAGGUGGACCUGGAGGACUAUGUGGCCAGACCAGACAAGAUCUCCGGAGCAGACAUCAACUCUAUCUGCCAGGAGGCUGGCAUGCUGGCUGUCCGUGAAAAUAGGUACAUCGUCCUGGCCAAGGACUUUGAGAAGGCCUACAAGACUGUUAUCAAGAAGGAUGAGCAGGAGCAUGAGUUUUACAAGUAGAAAGUAACCUCACCCCCCCUUCUCCCUAACAAAAAGAAAAAGGCAUUUAGACACACAUUUUGUGAUUUGUGUGUGUUUGUAUCUACUACCGUCUCCAUUUGUGGUUUCACAGACUCUUAACAUUGACCUUGGACUGAAUUUUGCUUAAUUUACUAAAGGACCAUUGUCAACUCGGGGGCUGUGAUUCCAAACUUGAACACACACAUAGUGAAUGGAGGGUCUUCUUAUGUGCUCUGCAGGUUCAUAAGUAUGUUUUACUUGACUGUAGCUAGUAUAAUGGCCUAGAGUUUGUAACUGUAACGUACUCACUGAUAAAACAGUACUCUAAAAAAAGUUUUACAUAAAAAUGUAAAAAAAGUAUGCAUAGUCUGUCUUUAUUUUUCACACAGACUGAAAUAUAUUGGUUUAAAGUCUAGUGAUGUGACAAGACAAACACACUAACAGGCCCAGGGUCAUCUGCAGUGGUAGCCAUACAAUUGAUAGAUAAACUGACUAUUGGUCAUAGAUCCUUUACUCUCGCUUGGCGCUCCAUUCCUAGUUAGUCUAGACAGGCAGGCACCACUGAUGCGGGGUCCUCCGUAAGAAGGGACAUGGCAGCGUCUCUCUCUCCUGCUUUCCCUCUCUCUCUCUGGGUCUGCCCACGAGUCAAAGCAGUUCAGCCUCAGGUUGAAGUUCAGCCUUACACCACAAGGGGAGAAAGGCUUUGUUAGUCAAGCUCUCUGGAGAUAGACAUUUACUAUCAAGGGCAAGAUUUUGGUUUAGAUAGUAAAAGACCCCUCAUACAGUAUAUCAAAUGGAAUAGUACCCACUUGUGUCCCAAUGGGAAACUGUUGGGCAGGUGGUCAGUGACUGGGUCAAAGUAGUUGGUGUAGAGGGGCAUGGUUGCAGACUCCAGGUCCUGUGACAGCUUGGCGAAGAUUGGUCCCAGGUCAUGGUUUGGUAGCAUCCUUUGACCAGGGCAGAGACUGCACCACAUUGCUGAUACUACAGCAUCCAAGGUGGACUGGGGCUUCCAGGGAUGGAAUGGAGGACGGUGAGGUGGAAGAUUGGACAUUCUGAAGAAAGCUUUGGACAAACAAAAUGUGUCUGUGUGAUCACUAAUGGCCAUAACUAUUUAUUUGUCCACAACUGUACAGUUAGAGGAUCAAUCCAUCACCUUAAAGUGGCAUGUAGUUUGUCAGAUUAUUAGAAAUAUAUUUAGCUUAGAUAUGUUACUGAUCAUGAAAAGGCAAUUCAUUUCGGUAACUGCUUCAUUGCCUUUGUUUAACUGCUGCCAAUGGAACAGUAACUUAAUUUACAUAACUUUGAAUACUGAAGUACUGAGUGGAAAAAAUAAUCCCUUACCUUGUAAAUAAAUAAGACUUGGGUUGAAAUAUGGCAAAAAGUCAGUA